Molecule: messenger RNA, 1273 nt
Organism: Oryza brachyantha (malo sina)
Lineage: Eukaryota; Viridiplantae; Streptophyta; Magnoliopsida; Poales; Poaceae
Exons: 2
Coding region: 47-1273 (408 amino acids)
Source: RefSeq, a predicted model, not a curated record
AGAAGACAGGAGCAAGGUUGAGUGCGCAGAGAGGAAGGUGUGGGAGAUGGAUGGGAGCAAGUACAAGCCAAAGGGAUCCGCCAUGGCCGGCGCCAGCAAGAAGCUUGCCUAUGUGCUCCUCCUCCUGCUGGCCAUGGCCGCUGCUGCGCUGAGUGUUGUGGUCCUGCACAAGGUCAGGGAGCGCCGCGCCUUUGCUGUCCUUCUCCGGGAGCGUGAUCGGCAGCUCAUCGCCACGCGGAUCCUCCUCCAGAAAGAGAAGGCAUUUAACAAAGAGAUGAAGAGGAAGUUGGAAGAAAUGAAGGCCACAACAUCCUCCCUAAGAACUCAGAAGACAGACCUGAAAACGAAGAUCAAAGGACUGGAAGCCACAUCCAUGGACCUAAAGAACAGAGAGAAAGAACUGGAAGCAGCUCUCACAAUCAAAAAUAGCCACAUCAGAGAGAUGGAAGAGAGAGCCGCAGGUACAAAUCCUGACCAGAUGGCAGCUCUGAUGGAGCUCCUGCAGCGUAAGGAAGCCGAGCUUGAGGAGAUUAAGGUCAGGUUCCAAGAUUACAAGACAACAGAACGGAAGAGUGUCAGCAGCAAGAGCCCUCCUCUAACAAACAAUGCAAAUUUAAAACCUGACAAUGCAGUAGUCGAAAAGGUUAAAGCAGAACAGAAGAGUUCUAGGAAUACCAGUACCACAACAACAGAAAGCAAGAACACAAAAGACAGAUCUUCAGAAGAAAAGCAAGUGAAGUAUACUGCAACUAGCAUGGAAGACAAUGGCUUACAAGACAAAACAGGUGAUGUCCUCGAAGAUAUAGAUGAUAUCUACGGGGAAAGCCAUUCAGGUAAGGCCAAAUUUCCUAGCCAGAAGAAAAAGUUUCUUACUAACAGUCGAGCAGGCAGCCAAGAAGAACUGGAUAGGUUGGGACACUCAGGCAACUCCCUUGACCAGGACAGUGACCGCGUUAGAUACAAUAAACUUCUGGAGAAGGAGAUUGAUAAGGUUUCUGAUGAAACCAAGAAGGAAAAGAAUGCUGAUGGUAACUUGGAGAAAAUAUCGAAGCAUAUAAGUGAUGGCAAUAAAAACAGAUUGAAAUAUGCUGUGGAAGACAAGGCUUCUGCUGCUGCUUUGAAGCCCAAUAUGUCUGUAAAUGAUGAUGAAAGUCAGCAACAAAACAAGAGACACAAGAAGAAGAAGACCAGAUCCAAGAAGAAGGUGAUCGAUUCUGCAGCUAUUGGUGAUGAUGGUGAAGUUUCAAAAGAAAAGGAAGUAGAUUCCACAUGA